Molecule: messenger RNA, 420 nt
Organism: Rotaria sordida
Lineage: Eukaryota; Metazoa; Rotifera; Eurotatoria; Philodinida; Philodinidae
Source: the annotation of a GenBank genome assembly
AGUGGUGAUGUUCAUUGCUGUGGUAUUGCUCGAUUUCGAACUCGAAAUAAUAUUCCAUCACCUAUUCAUGAUUCUAAAUUAAUCUAUCAAAUAAUUUCAUCUGCUAUUGUCAAUAGACCACCACCAAACUUUGUUAUUCGUGCUGUUCUUUUAUUUAGUACGAAAUUGUAUCCAAUUACUAAUACCGAAGAAGAAAUUAUUGACUUUUUUGAUCAAGCACCAGAAUAUAGAGCAAAAUUAUUUUUUCGAAAAUUGCUUCCAAAUCGAAAUUGGUGUUAUUUUGAACAAUGUGAAUCAAUGGAUCGAACUCCUACUGAUAGUAUUACUCAAGAUAAUUUUUUGGACAAAUAUUUUUGGCCCAUUAUAGACUUUCUUCUAUUAUUGCUUGGUUUGAGUUUAAUUCUCUAUUGGAAACAUUAA